Molecule: messenger RNA, 947 nt
Organism: Manduca sexta (tobacco hornworm)
Lineage: Eukaryota; Metazoa; Arthropoda; Insecta; Lepidoptera; Sphingidae
Product: dnaJ homolog subfamily B member 6-like
Molecular function (GO): Hsp70 protein binding
Source: RefSeq, a predicted model, not a curated record
AGAGGAAACGACGAGUAUAUGACCAGUACGGUAAAGAGGGACUGAAUAACUGCAGAGGACGCCGCGCUGCCGCCGACGACGAUUAUGAAUAUAGCUACGCUAGCUUCCCGUUCACAUUCCGAGACCCCGAAGAGGUUUUCAGAGAAUUCUUUGGCGGCUCUUCAUUCAGCGAUCUUUUCGCAGAAAUCAAUGGGCAUGGACACCAUCACAGACACGGACGCCGGAGUCAUCACCCGAGUACCUCUCUCACUUCGUCUCUGUUCAGCCCGUUCGGCUUCGGCAUGCAGGGGCUAGACGACAUAUUUGCUCACGCUGCGUCCAACGGCAACACGUUCACAUCGUUCUCCACAUUCAACAGCUCACUGGCGGGACCGGGAAGCGCCAACAUGAGAAGCACCACUACAACUACACGUAUGGUUAAUGGAAAAAAAAUCACCACUAAGAAGGUCACGGAGAACGGUCGAGAGACAGUGAUGUCUUACGAGAAUGGGGUCCUGAAAUCAAAGACUGUUAAUGGAGUACCUCAGUCAUUAACAUACAGUUAAAUUAAAUAUUAGCUCUUAACCAAACAUGAUCCAAAUGUUAAUUGUAUUCAAAUUAAUACGACUUUUAUAAGUUCCGGCAAUUUAAUUUUACUUUUGAUUUAUAUCAAUGUUUUCUUUCAAAACGCUUCGACAGUUAAAAGUCAACUUUUUUAGCUAGUUAUUUUACUAUACGUCAUUUAUUUGAAUUAAAUAGUAACCAUAAUUCGUGCCACAUAUUAUUUUGGAUCAAGUUUUGUGUUCAUAAUAUCAAUAACGUUCGCAAACAUAUGAGAACACUAAUAGACUAAUUAAAGUGUAUCCUUAUAGGCCAAGUGCUUUUAACGAAUAAUGUAAAGAAGGUACCUAAAGAUACCUAACUUUUCAAUUAUGUACGUGCCGAGUACAUUUUAAGUUGCACCAAAA